Messenger RNA from Trichomonas vaginalis G3, 1170 nucleotides. Its product is annotated as Rad21A-like protein. Gene Ontology annotation, biological process: replication-born double-strand break repair via sister chromatid exchange; synaptonemal complex assembly; mitotic sister chromatid cohesion. The record is from RefSeq and is a predicted model, not a curated record. Gene Ontology annotation, molecular function: chromatin binding; protein binding. Gene Ontology annotation, cellular component: synaptonemal complex; cohesin complex. The transcript has a single exon. Bases 1 to 1170 code for a protein of 389 amino acids. Lineage: Eukaryota; Parabasalia; Trichomonadida; Trichomonadidae.
AUGUUUACAACGCAAGAUUUAAUCUCUCGCAAGGACAGUAUAGGCGAUGCUUGGAGAAUUGGUAUGUCCGAAGAUACAAAGAACAAGGAUAAGAUCAUGGGAGCUGAUAUUACUAUGAUUGCCAAUGAAAUUAUCAACAAUGAAGGAAAAAUUCCACUUAGACUUAGUACGAUGAUCAUGAAAGGCACUGUAAUCAUUUAUAACAAGAAAACUGGCUUCGUUUACGGGGAUUGCAAGGAUAUUCUCUCUAGAAUUUCGUUAAAAUACGAUUCUCAUCAAGAAGAUAAGGAAGAGACUACAAACAACAGCAAAUCCCAGAGGGACAAGACCAAUAAAAACGUUAUUGAUGACGAAACCUUACUUUUAUGGGAACAAGCCACAACAAAUAAUAUUAUUCUUCAAAACAUCGAAGAAGAAGCUCCAGAAGACUCCACACCCCAUGAAAUCAAUGUUACUGCCUCCCAGAACCCAACAUUACUCGGUCUUUCUGUUCAUGAAAGUCAUUCAAAUGAAUCUGCAAAUUAUGGACUUGAACUCGAGGAAAACAUUGACCUUGGAAUCAAUAUAUCUGAUUCAGAUGAUGUUGAUUCAGUUUUGCCUCAAGAAAUUUCUGAUCAUGAAGAAAAUCAGAAUUUAUCAAAGAUGAAAGGAGAAUCAUCUUUCGAUGCAGUUCCAAGAAUAAGCAUUGCGGAGUUCUGGGAUAGUUAUGGAGUAAAUAACCAAACAAGAAGACCAAGAAACCAAAUUUCUCCAAAUUUCAACGGUUUGCCAGUAAUUGCUGAACCAUUAUCAGAGAUGUUCAUUUAUAUCAAGGAGAAUGUGAAUAUUGUUGACGAAAUUCCUGAAAACAACGAAAUUCAAAACCAGAUUUCUGAUUUUGAAGGAAUUCCAGACAACGAUGAUGACAUUCCACAGGAAAUGAACAAUGAACAAGCUGACAUAAUUCAAAACGAAGAAGAUAGUGGAGUGAAAGAAGAAACAGCAGAAAUGUUGCUGAAGUUAAUCAAAAAAUCAAAGAAAGAAAAUAAUUUCUUUGAUGAACUGACAGAAGAGAUGUCAGUUGAAGAAAAAGCUUCAUGUUUCUAUGCAGCUCUUUCUCUCUUCACGAAAGGUGUCAUCAAGAUGGAACAAGACAGUCCACAAGACAGAAUUUCAAUUUCCACCCCAUAA